Molecule: messenger RNA, 968 nt
Organism: Penaeus monodon (black tiger shrimp)
Lineage: Eukaryota; Metazoa; Arthropoda; Malacostraca; Decapoda; Penaeidae
Product: multiple PDZ domain protein-like
Molecular function (GO): protein binding
Source: RefSeq, a predicted model, not a curated record
ACCGCGACGCGAGAGGCGGCCGUGUCGGCGCUGCGGUCCUGCAGCUCCCCCGUCCGACUGCUGGUCCUGCGAGAAGACCCGGAGACCAUCUUUACCACGACGGAAGAACCCAGCAGGUUCAUCACGGUCGAGCUGAGGAAGAGUUCGACCCGAGAGCGCCUGGGCCUCAGCCUCAUGGAGAGGAGUGACGGCAACGGAAUAUUCGUCACGUUGGUGGAACCGGGCGGCCUGGCGGCGAGGUGCGGCAGGAUCGUGCAGGGCGACAAACUCCUGGAGGUGAACGGCAUUCCGGUUUCCUACCUCACGCUCGAGCACGUGGCGGCCAACCUCAGGAGCAUGGAGGGCAGCGUGGUCCUGCAGGUGGGCCGCGUGCCGGCGCUCGCGCGCGCCGUCCAGGAGUGGUCGCGGAAGGAGCUGCCGGAGAGGACGCCGGACCCCGCCAGGCUGCGCAUCCAGACGUGGUCGCACUCGAGGGCGCACGCAAGGCAUGUGGCGCGAUGGUGCGAGAGUCAGAAUCCGUCAGCAGGUGAGGAGGCGAAACUGAUGUCAGGAGAGACGUCGAGCCCGAAGUCCCGCGUGCCCCCGUGCCCCAAGACGCGGGUGGGGCGCCUUCCCCGGCCCCCGAGCCUCUUCCACGUCCUCAGACGCUCCCUCCGUAGCCACCAAGCCCUCGGGAGCGGCCAGGCUAUCGUCCGCACUCUCCCCCACGACGCGUCCCAGGGGCCUCACCGGAGGACCGAGGUCGUCUUUGCUACCGACGACAGCGAGUCCUGCGGCUCCGACAAACCCUUCCUGUCCGAUGUACAAGUGACCAGUUUCUGAGUGUGCUUUGGCGUGCUGACUCGUGUAAUGAACGGUGUGGUGUCUGUGGAGACUGUGACGGCGAGAGAGAAUGGUGAGGACUGACCGAUACAGAAGGAUACAUACAUUAAUGGUAAAGGAAUCAGACAAACAAGCACACGCAUUCA